AUGAACGCUGCGCUGCAGUGCCUAACGCACACGCACGGCAUGCAGAAGUACUUCCGUCACUGCGAACAUGCUUUCUCGCCCAGAGCUCAAAGCAGUCGUCAGAAGUUGCUCAUGGCCUUCGCGCACUGGUUUGAGCAGGAUUGGGGUAAGAACGUGUCUGCGCCGUACCAUUCUCCUGAGGAUGUGCUGCGGGCAGUGCAGCAGCUGAACCCGACCUUCCAGGGAUACGCGCAGCAAGACUCCCAGGAGUUCCUCCGAUGCGUUCUGGACAACAUCCAUGAAGAGCUCCGGAGGAAAGUGCCGGAUGAAGCCUAUGGCUCCCAGCACCACUCCAGCGAGAACGGCACGAGCUCAGCCAGCGACGCUGGACCCAGCGCGCAAAAGACCAAUUCAGGAACGCCAAAGUCUUCAGCAACGGACUUCCUUGCGUCCGGAGGCGAAGCGAUUCCGCAGGGCUCAUCCGCGGCACAGCAGCUCAUCCAGUUCUGCCAGGGGCCAGAGAGCAGCACGGACGCUGGAGAGAUCAGGUUAUCCUCCGCUUGUUCUGACUCGAGGUCUUCUGACAAUGUGGAUGGAUUGUCUGCAUCUGGCCAAUCUGCCACAGGCAACCACUCACAAGGUGCGACUGGAGGCUCUUCCGAACCAGAGCUGAAAACUCACUUUGAAUCCAUCGUCUCCGAGCUCUUUCAGGGCAAGAUUGUAUCUUGUGUCCGAUGUCUUGAAUGUCGGCAGAUAUCAAGGACGUCUGAAGCCGUCUAUGAUGUCUCCGUACCAAUACCCAAUGCAAACGAAGCUGCAACUUCUCUUAGUGAUGGCUCGCCAUUGUCAUCCGUCAGUUCGUCGCCCAGCCUGCAGAGACAAGGGUCUGGCGGGUUGCGGAGCUCGUCAUGGUCGGGUGUUUUGAACUCCGUCGGUGGCAAGGUAAAAAGCUGGUUCUACGACAAAGGCGUCCAUCUGACCGACUGCCUUCGGAGGUACUGUGCGCCAGAAUACCUUGGCGGCAAGGACCAGUACUUCUGUGAGCGCUGCAAGCGGAAAAACGAUUGCGAAAAGCGAAUGGUCUUUAAGGAGCUGCCUGAGGUUCUCUGCAUUCACCUCAAGCGCUUUAGGUUCGAUAAUGCUUACGGCUGGUUCAAUGGCUCCAAGAACUCCCGUGUGGUGACCUUCCCUGUGACGACGCACUUGGACAUGUCGCCCUUCAUGGAGGAGGUGCCAUCACAGCCCAUUGAGUACAGGCUCAUCGGUCUCAUUCAACACAUUGGUUCCAUGGGCGGCGGCCACUACAUCUCGUAUUGCCAGCACAAGAGAAGACCUCAGGACUGGUACGAGUUCGAUGAUGUGCAAGUCACGUGCGUGACUUCCGAGCAGGUUGAACGAGCAGAACCUUAUGUGCUCUUCUACCAACGAGUGCCGUCGAGAGCAGCCAAGUUUGACCGGCAGACCUUCAAGAAAGACAUGCGCUGUAUUCAGGAGCAGGUGAACCACUACCUGAUCUCGCAAUCGACGCAGUCGACCAGCUCUUCAUCUAGGCCUGGCAGAUCCAGCGAGGAUGGCCAGGCUACGAGUCCGCACAUGCCACAUGCGCUGCAGGCGGUCACCGAGGAAAUCCGGAAUCAGGGUCCCGCAGUGCGGAAUCUCUACCGGUUUCCUCCUCCAGAGUUGGACAUGGCCUUCGUGUCCAAGCACUGGUAUGUGCGCCUGACGGCGAUGAGUCACCCUGGCCCUAUAGACAACUAUGAGUAUCUGUGUCCACAUGGAAUGUUGGGUUACUCUUCUGCUGAAAUGGCUGCAGAGCCUUUCUUCCCCAUCUCCAGGAAGCUCUCGCAGUCAUUGAUAGGCAAAUAUGGGGGUGGCCCAGAGAUUUCCAAUUUGGAUGUAUGCAGCAGGUGCCAAAUGCACAUUGACGCGUACAACCAGCGGAAGCAAGCUGAGUUCGACCUUGUGUCUAAAUAUGAUACAAAGGACACUGGAGAUGGGCAGGGCUGGUACCUGGUGAAUGCGCUUUGGGUGAACAACUGGAAGCGCUAUGUCAAGGGUGAGCCGGUGCACAGUGUGCAGGACAUGUGUGCACCUGGACCCAUCACGAAUGAACCUCUCUUCGACAAGGAUGAUCCGCAGAAGCUUCGGAAGAAUCUGAGGCUGAAGCUGGACUACAUCGGAGUGAAUGCUCGUGUUUGGUGGCUUUUCAUGCAUGUUCACGGCGGUGGCCCGGCCAUUGUUCGGGACGAGCUUGAGAUAUACUCGAAGGAGUUGUCCGUGGAGGCUGAUCUUGUCCCUGAAGAGCUUUGUCCAGCAGGCAAUGACUUUGCAGUGCGAUCCUCCAAGCAAUUCGUCGAUGAAUGCCACGGUGACAUGGAGUCCCUGACUCAGUGCUUUCUAGUGCUCGGCCGUUUGAAGAAGAUUGCAGCAGCUGCUGCCGUGGACAUGGCCCAGAGCAAAGAGCUUGAAUUCAUGUUGUGGCUGUUUGUGCUGUUCGAUGUCGGCUCCUAG
Molecule: messenger RNA, 2490 nt
Organism: Symbiodinium natans
Lineage: Eukaryota; Dinophyceae; Suessiales; Symbiodiniaceae
Source: the annotation of a GenBank genome assembly